Molecule: messenger RNA, 1500 nt
Organism: Dictyostelium purpureum
Lineage: Eukaryota; Evosea; Eumycetozoa; Dictyosteliales; Dictyosteliaceae
Exons: 1
Coding region: 1-1500 (499 amino acids)
Molecular function (GO): protein binding
Source: RefSeq, a predicted model, not a curated record
AUGUACACACAAGAAAGGCGAGAUAAAAAAGCAGUAAUAUAUUUAAAUCGAAAACAAGCAGUAUUAGAGUGGAUUAUAGAUUUUUUUUUACAAAAUAAACAACCGAUUGAUAGGAAUUGCACAGAUUUAAUAGCAUUGAUUGAUGAUGGUGUGGUUUUAUGUAAACUUAUAAACUUUUUUUUCCCAAAUAGAAUCGAAAAAAUUGUAUAUCCCAAAAUAGGAUCAACCAAAUAUUAUCUUCGUAUUGAGAAUAUCAACUCAUUUAUUAAUCAAUGUCAAAUAUUAUCAGUACCAGUUGUAUUUCAAACAUUGGAUCUGUUUGAGGGAAAAAACCCGGUGCGUGUAGUUACUUGUAUUCACAGUUUAAUAGAAUUAUUAGAUCCAACCAAUAAUUUAAAGGAUAGACUCAUAAAGAAAAGAAGUAAUAAAUUUACCACUGAAGAAAUUUCUAGGGCAAAUUUAGAACUACAGAUUGAAAAAGAGGCAUCAGGUAAAUCAAUGUCAAUGCUCUUGUACGAUUCUAUUAACCCAGCAUCAUCAACAUCGUCAUUAUUGGAAACUACCAACUCGGAUAAUAGCUCGAAUGAUUUAAUGUUUGAAACUCCUGCAAGACAACAAUCACCUACCAGCAAUGUUUCACCAAACAGCAAUAACAACUAUGGCACAGUGCAAUAUCAAAUGACAAACUCAAAUGCUUAUGAAAGCAAUAAUCUUUCAGUUUUAAAUACAUCACAUUUAAGAACAACAAUCAUUAAAACCCCAUUAACAAGAAACCACAAUAACUAUAGUAUGAGCAUUCAAAAUACACCUCAAAUUCAUCAUACUCCUGGCCUUCCAUUAUAUCAACAUCAACAAGAAAUGGCAACCUCUUCAAUGAUGAAAACUGCUUCAAUAUCGGCUGUUCCUGUUAAAACCUCGCCCUCUCCUAUUCAUCAUACUAGUAACAACCAUUUAGAAACAACCAAUAGAUUUUUAACCAACUCCAUCUAUAAUAAUAGAUAUAUAAAUAAUAACUACACACCCUACAAACCAAACGACUUACGAAUUAGUGAUUUAAACCAAACAUCAACUGUUUCAAAAAUAACAAAUACUAAUACAACCAAUGUCAAUACAUAUAGAUCUCAACAACAGCAACAAUUACAACAACAGCAAUUACAACAACAGCAAUUACAUCAACAGCAAUUACAACAACAACAACAAUUACAUCAACAAAAACAACAAUUACAACAACAACAGCAAUUACAACAACAACAACAACAAUUACAACAGCAACAACAAUUAAAUCAACAACAGCAACAACAACAACAAUUACAACAACAACAACAAUUACAACAACAACAAAUGUUAAAUAAACAAAAAGAACAGUUACAGAAAAAACCAAGGACAUUAUUCAAAGAUUUUUUAAUUUUUACAACUAUUUUAGUUUUAAUUUCAAUAUGGAUAAAAUUAUUUAUUGGAAACGAAAGUAAAUUUAGUUUUUUCUUUAAUAAAACCAAAUAA